UUGCACUCUUUACUUGCAGGCAACCGACUUGCUGCCGAGGAUUAUAAACGUUGUAGUAAAAUUUGUUGUUGUUGCUUAUGGAUUUGUGGCACAACUACCUAAAACAGCUGCCGCACCGCACGGCAAAUGCACAGCAUAACACGCACACAUUCACACACACACACACUAGCCGCCGCAGCUACAAUGAGAUAGUAAGGAAGCAGUGCAACAACAGCAGCAACGCAGCGCGCGUGCAUUUAUUAUUAUCUGCUCGCAUUGAAUUACAAUACAAAUGUACAUCCGCUACCUACAGGCGGCAGACAGUGUUCAUUGCAAGGCAACGCCAUUAAGACGUGCACGAAGCAAAUUGGUCGUGAAUGCCGGUGUGACGGCGAAGUUACGUGUAUAAACGAGUGAAGCGAAAAUAACUAAAAUUAAUGAAACAAACGCGAAUGAGAAUUAAAAGUAAAUAAGUAAUUUGAAAGACACACGAAGUUGAGCAUAUUAAAGAAAAACGAAAAUAUUCAAAUAAAUACGAAAAUUAUUAGCGCGUGAGGAUGUGAAAAUGGCACAACUGUUUUGCUGUGGCCGUCAACAACAAGUGCAACGUGCAAAAAUAAUACGAAAACAAUUGCUGGCGUGAAAGUAACGAGUAACGAGCGCGUUGCUGCCAUAAAAAUUAUGUGAAGUAAUUUGUCGCAUGAAAAAGAAAAUAUAAGAAAAAAAACACAAAAAUUAGCUGUGCAUAAAAAGUGCAUGAAAAAGGUUUGGGUAACCACUAAAUUUAAUAAACAUAACAUAACAAACGACAGCUUGCUGCCACAACUUGCCGCACAACAAAUAAACAUAAAAUUCAACAAGCAAAGCGAUAAGCCCUGCCCGCAUGCGGCAGUUAAUUGAAGAUUAAACAAAUACAAAAGCAAGAAAAAGUAAUAUAAAAGUGCAAAAUACAAAAUAAAAGUGUGGAAAAAUAUAAUAAAAGUGAAGCAAAAAUAUUAAAAGUGCGGUAAAAAAUAAUAAAAUUAAAAAAUAUAUUAAAAUUGAAAAAAAAAUAUUAAAAGUGUGGAAAAAAGUGUUGAGAAAAUCAUAAAAGUGAAGCAAAAAUAAUAAAAGCACAGAAAAUAAAACAAAAGUGUGGUCGAAAAAAAUCCAAACGCAAACGCUUUGCUGCACACACCAAAAGUAAUAAAAACAGAAUUUAUAUAUUAAAACACCACACAUCAAAAAAUCAUAGCAUCACACAACAUAAAACAGCAAGCGCCACAUAAAGCCCACAUUUACACACACACAUUCACCCACAAAAACAUACAAGCAAACGCGCGCGCCCUUCCACUUCCUUGCGCUAUUUUAAUGUGCGGAAAUGACGCACCUGCAACCCCAACGUCGCUACUACUCCCCAAUGCGUUUUAAAGGAGGCGGAGGAGGUAGUGUUGUUGUUGGUUGUGUCGGCAGCAGUGUUGAUGAUGGCAGCGCUACAGAUGCCAGCAUAAGCGCAAGUGUCAGUACAGCUGGUGGCUGUAGCAGUGAAAGUGCAAUCGGCAACGGUGUAGAAAUACUGUUUAACACCGACGCUUGUACGGCGGCGGCUGUUGCGCUCGAUUACUGUAGUCAUCAUCCGGACACCACGCCACGCCGUGCAACAACGUGCACACGCGCCAGCCGUCGCCCCAACCACCACCUCAGCAGCAGCAGCACAAAACGUUUCAUUCCACCACCCAUACCGCAAUGUCGUCGUCGUCAUCUGCGUCGAAGCCGCCACUGUUGGCCUGCGUUUUGUGUACAACAUUUCCUACUAUUCGCCCAUCUACUGUUGCUGUUUGCCUGCGGUGAUUUCCUUCAGGUUGCCACGGCCGAACCGUAUGGUGGGUCGUCUUCGUCGGUGGGUAUACACAUACCCGGCGGCAGUUUGGGCGUGAUCAGUGAGUCGCGUUGUCCGCGUGUUUGUUCGUGUAAUGGCCUGACUGUGGACUGUUCGCAUCGUGGCUUGACGCAAGUGCCGAGAAAAAUAUCGGCGGAUGUGGAGCGACUCGAUUUGCAAGGCAACAAUAUAACCGUAAUUUUCGAAGCCGACUUUCAACGCCUCACGAAACUACGAAUACUCCAACUAACGGAUAAUCAAAUACAUACAAUUGAAAAGGGCGCUUUCCAGGAUCUGGUGUCACUGGAGCGACUGUAAGUUUAGUUUAACUUAGUUUUCACAACUUUCGCAUGCUUAAGCGUCUUCAUUGCAUUACUGAAUGCUUAACUUUAACUAAAAUAAAAUAAAAAAAACAGUUAAAAAUUCUACUUAAAACAUUUCAAAGUUUUCUUUAAAAAAUUUUCAACUAAAAUUUAACUGCAUUCAAAGUUAUAAAAUAUUAUUUGAACUAAAAUGACUUUUGUA
Molecule: messenger RNA, 2362 nt
Organism: Bactrocera dorsalis (oriental fruit fly)
Lineage: Eukaryota; Metazoa; Arthropoda; Insecta; Diptera; Tephritidae
Exons: 4
Coding region: 1340-2155 (271 amino acids)
Cellular component (GO): plasma membrane
Molecular function (GO): protein binding
Source: RefSeq, a predicted model, not a curated record